Messenger RNA from Cyprinodon tularosa, 5425 nucleotides. Its product is annotated as RNA polymerase II elongation factor ELL. The record is from RefSeq and is a predicted model, not a curated record. Gene Ontology annotation, molecular function: cis-regulatory region sequence-specific DNA binding. The transcript has 12 exons. The coding region runs from base 21 to 1829 and encodes 602 amino acids. Gene Ontology annotation, biological process: transcription elongation by RNA polymerase II; snRNA transcription by RNA polymerase II; positive regulation of transcription elongation by RNA polymerase II. Gene Ontology annotation, cellular component: transcription elongation factor complex. Lineage: Eukaryota; Metazoa; Chordata; Actinopteri; Cyprinodontiformes; Cyprinodontidae.
AAUGGGCUUCAGUUGUAGAAAUGGCAGCGCUGAGACAGGAGCAUCGGUAUGGGCUCUGCUGUGGCAAGAUUAACAAAAACAACCCGAAUCAGAGUCUGUACCACGUCAAACUCACUGACACGGCCUUCCGGACCCUGGAAGCCUUCCAGAACCUGAAGGCUUCACUAUCAAACCAGCCAGCGAUUUGCUUCAAGGGAAGCCAGGGGUACAUAAAGAUCCCAGCACCGACGGCCGAAUCUCCAGAUGGAUUCCGAGUCUUCUCAUUUUACCUUUCCAGUGACAGCAAAGACAAGCCUCAGUCCAGCUUUGACUGCAUUCACCAGUUUAUCUCAGGGGAGGGCAGGGAUCACCUGGAGAGCCAGGGUAGCAUUCAAGACAAGAUCACCGUUUGUGCCACAGACGACUCCUACCAGACCACACGGGAGCGCAUGUCUCAGGUGGAGAAGGACAUCUGGAGCCGCACAGCCAUUGAGAUCAAGCCAGGACCAAGUAAGUGUGUGAAGGUGCAAAGGAAGCAGGGCCUGGUCUCUGGUUCCGACAGCAGUAACAAACACUCCCCCAGCAACAAAAGGACCCUGAUCCCAAGCCCUCUGGCACAUCGGCCCUUAAGGGAUCGCAUCAUUCAUCUCUUAGCCCUAAAGCCCUACAGGAAGCCUGACAUGCUACUGUGGCUAGAGAGGGAGAGGGCCAGCCCAAAGGACAAAGCUGAUCUGACCUCUGUACUAGAAGAGGUUGGUAAAUUGAAUCCUAAGGACAACAGCUACUCUCUGAAAGAUGAGCUUUACAAACAUGUCCAAAGAGACUGGCCUGGAUAUCUGGAAGAGGAGAAGCAGCUUAUCCACAGGCUCCUUAUCAGGAAACUUCAGCCAUUGCACACCAACCAAUCAAGGAGUCCCCAGCCCAACCAUUCAUUGCACAAAACUCUUGGAGAUUCUCCCUCACGGCUUAGCCCUGCCAAAAAUCUUUCUGUGAAACGCUCACUAGCUUUGGACCCUUCUAACACCCAAACCCCCAAAAAACAAAAGCUGUCAGAACACUGUCUGCCCCUGCAGUCACCUCCUCAUGCGGACUGUAGCACCAAUGGGGCUCAUAACUCCUCCAAUCACGAAACCUCUUGUGUGGCAACAAAAACCGAGCCCGACAUAACCAAUAAUCGUCUUCAGGGAAACCCAGAUGGUUUGUAUUCGCCGCACAAACUCAGCACGUCGUCUACUGUUUCUAAACUGGAGGGGAUGGAACCAGCUCCCACUUUACCCAGUCCCAAACCUCGACACAAUGGCUCCUCUAUAUGCACUGAACAGCAGCUCACUAAUGGCCAGCACAAAAAGAAAAGGUCCAAGAAACACAAAGACAAGGAGCGAGAUCGAUUAAAGCCAGACUGGAUAGAAACUAGUCCAGACAUGAAGCAGAACCAACAAAAUCAUAAAGCUCCAGAUGAUGGGGAACACAAAGCACCUGUUAAUAAAACCUCAGCUGAAGAAGUGCCCGACUAUUUCAUAAAAUACAAGACCGUAAGGACACUGGAGCAGCGGAAACAGUAUCAAGAUGACUUUUGUGCUGAGUAUGACGAAUAUAGAGCCCUUCAUGACCGGAUUGGGGCCAUCACUGAGAUGUUUGUUCAGUUGGGCUCAAAGAUCAACACCCUCACGCCGGGAACACAGGAGUACAAGCUAAUGGAGGACCAAAUACUCCAAAAAUAUCGAAAAUAUAAGAAAAAGUUUCCAGGGUAUCGGGAAGAGAAGAAGCGGUGCGAGUACCUCCACAAAAAACUGUCCCAUAUCAAAGGCCUGAUCACAGAAUAUGACCGUGCGCAGGGACUCGUCUCCUAGUGAAAGCUCUCUACCCUUGGUGGGUUCUAUCAAAGUGGACCAAAAGACUCAAGGUGGACCCAAAGACUGUCCAGCAGGGUCUACAAGUUGCUGAAACACUUUCCUCUACAAAGUGUUAAUGGGAUGGAGGGUGUUUAAGGUUCUCUGCCAAAAGUGGGCCAAGACCACCUACUCGUGAUCAAAUGUUACCCUUUAAAGCUCUGCUUUUUCAGCUGUUUAUGACUGGAAAUGCUUGUUUCUGCUCUGCUGUUAAACAUGAUGAAUAUAAUGAAAAAGGCCAACAGAUAUGAUCCUUCCUGCCUAACUACAUCUUUUUUUUUUUUAUCUUAUCUUUAAACUGGUUGAAACUUAAAGUAUUGUAUGUAGUGAAGUGAUGGUACAAUCAAUCUUAGGGUAUAAAAAUUCCACUGAAGUGUAUAUUUAAGAAUAUUUUUUGUGCGUUUUGCAGAUAGAAAAUAUAUUUAGGUGCAUCAAUUAUUCAUUUCUUACAAGAAGAAAGUUGUAAAUGCACUGUAAGGAUUUUUAAACUUUAUAAACUGGCAGACUAAUCAUUUAUAGAAAUUAUCCUGAUUAAAAUAUGUCAUUUAUCCCAAAAAACUGCAGAACUGAAACCUGAUCUGGUAUUGAUCACUAAAUUGCAUUUCCAAUUGCUGCUGAGUUAAGAGUUGGAAACUUGCAUCUUUGAACUACAAUCAAAAAGAUUUGCCCAUUUGUGUUAUGUCUUCGUCACAGAAAUGCCACAAAAUGACAGUACUGAGUACUACUUAGGGGGGCUACUGAAAAAAAGACCCUUUUUUCACUUUAAUCAGACUGUUACCAUUAAAUCCACCAGAGGUCGGUAUCAACCCAAGUAAUCCACACAUACAAGGAAUGAGGAUGGAAGUCGAUACUUUAAAAUGUGUUUGAUAAAGCAGAUCAGGAGAUGCUUACUAAACUGUUUUUUUUUUUUGUUUUUUUUUUUAUAUCUAACCAUUUUGUUGGUUAGUUACUGUACGGAGAUCCCUGUUUUUCAGCAGAAAAGGUCCUCAAAUUUUUAUUUAUCUGAGAAACUCACCUGGACUCUUUCCAUAAAUUUUCAUUUGGAUUAAAUUUGGUCGACAGACGGGGCCAAUCAAACAGCUUUAUUCUCUUUUUAUUCCGUUGACCAGUAAGUCCAGAAAGAAUUCAUAGCAAGAACAACUUAUUUUCUGUUUUUAUGGAGGAACGCUACCUGCUAAUUCCAGUUUUUUUCUAACCCUUUCUGAAAUGUGCCUGUAACGAGUGCCACUUCUACAGCUCUUUAAAGACAUCUUUGACAAGGAGAAACCUUUCUGUAGACCUUUGGCUAGGAUCAAACUAUGAAGGACAUCAUUUUCCUUUGAUAAAUGGUACCACUUCUCUCAACUUUCACUGUUCUCCUGCACUUGAUAAUCUUUGUGUCGUCCCUACUACAUAACUUAAUUCUGGGUCUAAAAAUCUUUCAUUUGAUUUGUAUGGGUCACUUGGGUAGCUACUGACAUGGUGCAGUUCAUGUGGUCUGUGAUGAAAAUCUGAUUUACAGAAUAUUUACUAAAAAACAACUUUGUAAUGUUUAGUACUUAUUUCCCUAACUGUAUAAUUACUGGAUUUCACAUAGUUUGUUUCACACAAAUGUAGCCUACAGUACCAUUAACUGCCUUGUUUUUAUGAAAAGAUUACCAGUGUACACAAUUCUUGGUUAUUUGGACAACAGGUUUACUUCUAUGGGGGGGGAAAAAAUGCUGUUCACACUGUAGGUGAUCAUUUCAUUGUAUUACUGUUAAGGGCCUGACUAGGUUUAAUGUGAGGCUUGGAUAAGCAGAAUACAAACUUGUUUUAGCAUUAUAUUAGGUGUUAUUAAGACAAAGGUGGCUAAUGUGUGUCACUUAGGGAACCACAAGAGGUUGGUUUGGUCGAUUUCUCUCUUAAUCCACAUUUUUUGGCUUCGGCUGGAUCUAAAGACCAAUGAGAACACAAAAAGGUGCACAUGAAGAUUUUAGAUGCUCGGAUGCCAAAACUUGUAUCUUAGAAGAUUUAAGUUUUAUAGGCAGUUGCAUCUCAGUAGCAGUACUCACACCUGUUGUCUUAAAAGUGUCUCAUAUUAGACAGAGUUAUCAUUUACCUUGACAUGCACUGCUUCGUAUAUAUCAGACAUUUCCAACCCUCCUGGUUUGUCCUGCUUAGUUCUGCUCUCAGAUCAUUUCUAUAAAUGGCUGUUAGUCCAAAUGUAGUUUUAAGUAACUGGUAGGUGGUUUAGAGUUUGUCAAUUGGUUUUUGUUUUGUUUGUUUUUUUGCUGUUGGUUUGUGCCAUUUACUUGUGUCUUAAUUUUUUCAUCAUUUGUUGUCUUAGUGUCUGUGUGAUAAUCAUAAACUGGGAAAAGAAAUAGUCUUACCUGCCAUGUCUUUUAGAGACAGCCAUGAUAAAAGGAAGAAUACCUGCAGGGUUUUAAAUAAGACAUUUUUAUUUCUUUUGACCAUUUCUUAGUGUAGGAAAUCUAUUGCCAAACAUUUAAGCAAUGUUUUUGCAUUCUAAUUAACCAUUUUAUAUGUGGUACUGUAUGUAUGAAGGAUUUGGGUGACAACACAUUAGUGGCACCGGCUAUUUGAGGAAAAAGAACUGAUCCGACACAAUUCAAAGUAGUUUUUAAUAAAACUCAAAACAAAAAUACACAAUUUUAAUACAUACCCAAAAUAAUGUAUGGGAAUUUAUCCAGUGUUACUGUUUUCAAUACAAAAAAAACAACAACUUUUAAACCAUAAUUUGCUGAAAGCAAUAUAUUUUAAACCAUUUCCCCCAAACAGUUUACAAAGAUGUAUCAAUAACAUAAGUGGUUGGACCAAUUGUGAAAAAACGCCUAUGUUUCUUUUUUGUUUACCUUUCGCAGGAGCAAACUAACUACUGGAGGUGCCUUUUUUCACACAGGAAGCAGACAGAUUCAUUAUUCAUGUAUUAAUUUAGUGGGGAAAGAAAAACCUGCCAGCAGGAAUUACAAAUCUGUAGUGUGACACUGUUGCCACUUUUUAAAAGUGCUUUGUCUAUCCCAUUUUUAAAUCUCUAAAGAUGCCUUAAAUGCACAAACUUUUGCAACAGGUAUCUUGAAAGUUUUCCAGUGAUACAGAUUUGGCCUUAUGAGUUGAAGGCUUAUUGGGACACUAACUUAUACAGGUAUCUGCUUCCAUUUUCAUUUGAAGCAAGUCUAAAUUUAUGUUUUAUUGCAUCUUCCAGCUCAGUGAAUUGCUUUUAAAUUUUGCCAUGAGGGUGUGCUUUAAUAGAUUGCUGGUACUGGAAAUGCCACCACCACACCAAUGGAAAUGUGAACUAAAAAUCUUAUAUUAGUGUAAAAUCACUGCAUUUUAUCUGCUUGGAACAAAUUUAUUUAUUGCUUUAUACGUCUGCGCAUUCUUUCGGGGAUUAUUUUGUGUGCCGCUCAGCCAUUCUUUGCACAGCUAAACUAAACCAUUGUGAAAGAGACGAUGGAAUAUACUGUAUUUUUGCAAUAUCUGGAUGCUUUAUCAUGUCAUCCUCUUGAGAAUAAUCUUUUACAACAAAAUGUAUUGUUUCAGUGAAAUUGAAAAUAAAAAGCUCUUUAAUUGUACAA